Messenger RNA from Penicillium expansum, 684 nucleotides. RefSeq lists its product as uncharacterized. NCBI's taxonomy places the organism in Eukaryota, Fungi, Ascomycota, Eurotiomycetes, Eurotiales, Aspergillaceae. The transcript is spliced from 3 exons. The coding region runs from base 1 to 684 and encodes 227 amino acids. The record is from RefSeq and is a predicted model, not a curated record.
AUGCGGUUAUUUGAUAUUGAUUGGUCGGUAGCUUUAGAUGCGAGUCCGAGGUUAGAGCUAGCGGCUUCGCAGAGGGCGGUCGAAGAUGAGGUUCUUUUCAAUGAGUUUAUGAAUAACGGCAUUAACGUGCUUCAUUCGACAACAGCAAGAGAUACCAUGCUUCAUCCGCGUCUUCCGCAGCUUUGUCAAGAAUCUAGCGCCUUGUAUUCUAUCUGCAUUGUAUUCCAACUCGCAUUAUCGAGUACAGUCAGUUCUCAAUUCUGCGAGUACUUCGACACUGCAUUAAGGACCUUUCGAUCAGAACUAGCGUGCAGCACAACCCUAUCUGAUGGGACGUUGACUUCGGGGUUGCUGCUGUGUAGCAUCGGGCUGAUGCACGGCCUGCCUUGGAGUAUGCAUUUAGAAGGUAUGCACAAAAUUCUGCAGAGCCACGGCCUCGAUGAUUUGCACCAUCAAUCUACCCAAACUCAAUUUCGUAUCCACCUCCUCGAGGUGAUGGGGGUGUUGGACCUGGCCUGCUUUUCGGUCGGUCGCCAGGCUCCAGGGAUUGGUAUCUGGCGCCGGUAUUGCCAGCCCGCGAUACCGAGGUAUGGUAUUGAGUCGGUCAGCGGUCUUCCUCGUACACUACUUGAUAUUUUUGCUGGGAUAGGCGCAGAGACUACGGAGCAGACUCUUUGGGACUGA